Sceloporus undulatus (fence lizard) is the source of this 1675-nucleotide messenger RNA. Its product is annotated as GTP-binding protein Rhes-like. The record is from RefSeq and is a predicted model, not a curated record. The coding region runs from base 232 to 858 and encodes 208 amino acids. NCBI's taxonomy places the organism in Eukaryota, Metazoa, Chordata, Lepidosauria, Squamata, Phrynosomatidae. Gene Ontology annotation, molecular function: GTPase activity; GTP binding. The transcript has a single exon.
UGUGUCAGUGUGUGUCUAGGCAGCAUAAAUAAAUGGGAGCUGAGAGCUCACAGACUGGAAAUCUACUUCCAUUCAUAGGAGAAGUUGGUGAGCCACAGGGCAAGGAGAAGCUGCACACUUGGAAGCCACCAGAAGACCAGCACGUGGAACUUCUUCCUACCACAAGGUGUGGACCAGUAACCAAAGCCUCUCUUCUCUUUGCCCCCAGAGAAACCCCCCUCUCGAAGCAUCAUGUCCUUGGCAGUGAAGGAGAAGAGCCAGGUGCGCCUGGUCUUCCUAGGUGCGGCCGGGGUGGGCAAGACGGCCCUGAUCCAGCGCUUCCUCCAGGACACCUUUGAGCCCAAGCACCGGCGGACGGUGGAAGAGCUCCACAGCAAGGAGUACCAGGUGAGUGGGGCCACCAUCAAGGUGGAGAUCCUGGACACCAGUGGAAGCUACUCCUUCCCAGCCAUGCGCAAGCUCUCCAUCCAGAACAGUGACGCCUUCGCUUUGGUCUACGCCGUGGACGAUGCUGAGUCCUUUGAGUGUGUGAAGGCAUUGCAUGAGGAGAUCCUGGAGCUGAAAGAGGACAAGUUCCCCCCCAUCGUGGUGGUGGGCAACAAGGCGGAUGCUGGCGGGCUCAGGCAGGUGCUGCCUGAAGAUGCCCUUUCUCUAGUGGAGCUGGACUGGAACAGCCGCUUCUUGGAGGCAUCGGCCAAGGAGAACGAGAAUGUGAUGGAGGUCUUCAGGGAGCUUCUCCAGCAAGCCAACCUGCCCAGCCGGCUGAGCCCUGCCUUGCGGAGGAGAAGGGAGACCUUCCCCAAAGAGCCUCCCCUCCGGCCCCCCAUGAACAAAGCCAACAGUUGCACUGUCUGUUGAACUAGAGGAGAGUGACAUACAUAGGGAUAGACAUAUGUACAGGUGUAUAUAGCUCAGGCAGCCUCUCCAUCCAGAGACCCUGUUCCAACCACCACCACCGCAGUCAGCAUUAUGGUACUAAGUCAUCAUUUGUGUGGGUUUUUUUGGGGGGGGGGGGUUAGAAGCUAUUUGUGAAUUUGUCAUGACUUGCCCUCAUGAACACAGUGAUUCCAGCUCAAGUGCCGGAAAGCCACAGGUAUUUGUGUCUUUUUCAUGCCUUCAUUUUUGAGUUGUGACCCCAAAAUCAGGUAGCCCUGAUUCCUCCUGGCCGCACUGUUAAGAGCAUACAUCUACCUUCUUCUCCUGAUUGAUACCCUUGGGUCAUGGACUUUGGUCAGGGCAAAGGAGGGAUGAGUGACCAAACAGGCAAGGUGGCUGAUGGUGACAAGCUGCAGGAAUCCAGAAAAGAAGGAUUUGUGGGAUCCCUUAGGAAACACAACAUCCAUUUGCCAUGUUUAUUUCGUAAGUGACCAAACAGAUUCUAUACACUGGAAGAUUGGAAAGAAACUUUUUCUGUCUGUAUACCGAACAACAGUUAUGUGUUGUGAACAAGAGGUGUGUGUGUGUGCACGUGCGUGCGUGCCUGCGCAUGUAACAAACUAUUGAGUUUUUUUUAACUUUUAAUUUCCACACUGACCCUUUGCAUGCACAUGCUAUUUAUUGCUCAGAUUUGGUUAACACUGAGCUAACCAGGGUCUGAGGAAUUUCUGCUUAUGUGUUAUGGAACAAAGGAUUCAGAGUCUGUGUCUGAUUUGGGUUAUUUUUAAAAAGUAUUUCA